Molecule: messenger RNA, 1716 nt
Organism: Pipistrellus nathusii (Nathusius's pipistrelle)
Lineage: Eukaryota; Metazoa; Chordata; Mammalia; Chiroptera; Vespertilionidae
Source: the annotation of a GenBank genome assembly
AUGAGGGCUGCACCUCUCUCUCUGCUGGUCCUGCUGUUAUGGGCGAUGAGGACGCUGAUGGGGGCUGGGACCCCUGGAGAAGAAACACCUGGGGAGCCUGCAGGCACUGGGGGUCUCAUCUUCCACCAAGACUGGGACUGGCCAGCCCCCCAGGUUUUGCCUCCACGCAGCCAGCGAGACUCCCUGUGCCUGGUGACGCUGGCUGGUGGCAGCAACGGCAGCAGUGCCCCCCUCCGGGUGACGGGAGCCCUGAGGGGCUAUGAGCAGGCCUUCUUGGAGGCCGUGCAUCGAGCCCACUGGGGGCCUCGUGACCUGGCCGCCUUCGGCGUCUGCACCCCUAGCCACGAGCACGCUGCGCUGCCCCUUUUACGGUGGCUUAGAGUGUGGCUGGGGGAGCCCCGGGGGCAGCAGCUGGCAGUCCUGCACCUGGAGGAAGUGACGUGGGAGCCAACACCCUCGCUGAGGUUCCAGGAGCCUCCAUCUGGAGAAAUCAGCCCCCCGGAGAUGGCGCUGCUGGUGCUGUACCCCGGGCCCGGCCCAGAGGUCACUGUAACGGGGGCCGGGCUGCUGGGCACCCAGAGUCUCUGCCUGUCCCGGGACACCGGCUACCUGGCGCUGGCAGUGGACCGCCCCGCGGGGGCCUGGCAGGGCGUGGGUCUUGCCCUAACGCUUCGGCACCGCGAAAACGGUACCGCCCUGAGCACCGCGCAGCUGCAGGCGUUGCUGUUCGGCGCCGACCCCCGAUGCUUCACGCGGAGGACCCCGGUCCUCCUCCUGUUGCCGAGGCCCGGGCUCACGGCCAUGCCCGCGCGCGGUCAGCUAGACACAGUGCCCUUCCCAUCGCCCAGUCCCAACCCAGAGCCCGAGGAUCCACUCCCUGGCGCCGGCACCGAUCCCUUCCUGGAGACACUCACGCGCCUGGUGCGGGCGCUACGGGGACCCCACGCCCGGGCCUCGCCGCCGCGCCUGGCCCUGGACCCCGCCGCGCUGGCCGGCUUCCCGCAGGGCCUGGUCAACCUGUCGGACCCGGUGGCCCUGGAGCGCCUGCUUGACGGCGGCGAGGAGCCCCUGCUGCUGCUGCUGCCGCCCGCCGCUGCCGCCGCGGGGGACCCCACGCCGCCGCCGGGCCCCGAGUCCUCGCCGUGGGCGGCCGACCUGGCGCGCCGAGUGGCCGCGGAGCUGCAGGCGGCUGCCGCCGAGCUGCGCGGCCUCCCGGGGCUGCCGCCCGCCGCCCCGCCGCUGCUGGCGCGCUUGCUGGCGCUGUGCCCCGGGGACUCCGGGGGCCCCGGCGGCCCGCUGCGCGCGCUGCUGCUGCUGAAGGCGCUGCAGAGCCUGCGCGCCGAGUGGCGCGGGAGGGCGUGGGGCGGGCCCGCGCGGGCGCAGCGCAGCGCGGGGGCCGGGGCCGCGGACGAGCCGUGCGCGCUGCGCGAGCUGAGCGUGGACCUCCGUGCGGAGCGCUCGGUGCUCAUCCCGGAGACGUACCAGGCCAACAACUGCCAGGGCUCCUGCGGCUGGCCGCAGUCCGACCGCAACCCGCGCUACGGCAACCACGUGGUGCUGCUGCUCAAGAUGCAGGCCCGCGGGGCGGCCCUGGCGCGCCCUCCCUGCUGCGUGCCCACGGCCUACGCGGGCAAGCUGCUCAUCACCCUGUCGGAGGAGCGCAUCAGCGCGCACCACGUGCCCAACAUGGUGGCCACCGAGUGCGGCUGCCGGUGA